Molecule: messenger RNA, 1800 nt
Organism: Dendroctonus ponderosae (mountain pine beetle)
Lineage: Eukaryota; Metazoa; Arthropoda; Insecta; Coleoptera; Curculionidae
Product: beta-hexosaminidase subunit alpha
Exons: 9
Coding region: 111-1736 (541 amino acids)
Biological process (GO): carbohydrate metabolic process; ganglioside catabolic process; glycosaminoglycan metabolic process
Cellular component (GO): membrane
Molecular function (GO): beta-N-acetylhexosaminidase activity
Source: RefSeq, a predicted model, not a curated record
AUCAUUAAUUCGUUGUUUUAGCCAUGCUAUCUGCGUGCGUAUGGUGCUUAAGAUAUAAAAAGUAGCGACUAUAAGGCAAAUGUUCUCAUUAGUGCUACGAAGCAACAGCAAUGAAGGGUUUCGCCUUGCUGAUUUUUGCGCUUGGAUCCAUUUGCGUGGAGGCAUACAUUGUGAAUCCGGGCCCAAAAUACGUUGCCACCAAAGGAGCAGUUUGGCCCAAACCUCAGGAGCAAGAAUUAUUCGAGACGUUCUUUACCAUCAAUCCUGCUGCAUUCAAAUUCGUGGUGGAUAGUUCCACUUGCAACAUUCUAUACAACGCAGUCCGAAGGUAUGAAGAAAUAAUCAGCAACCAGCGGCUAAGCAAAUUGAAGAAAAAGCAGUCGAAACAUAUCGUCGCUGCGCCUGAUGAUGACGACCGAUAUCUGGGGCAAAUCGACCAAGUCCAGAUAAGUCUCAAUGAAAUUUGCGACGACACUUCCUAUCCAGCCUUCCAAGCCGAUGAAUCAUAUUCCCUAAACAUUGCCAUUGAAGAAUCCACUAUCACAGCCAGGACAGUUUGGGGGGUUUUGAGGGGACUGGAAACGUUUUCCCAGCUGUUGUAUACCGGGGAAGAUGGAUCAAGUACUCGCGUGAACGCCACGAAAAUCCGGGACUUUCCUCGUUUUCCUGUUAGAGGCCUGCUGCUGGACACGUCCAGGCAUUUCAUCCAUCUGGCGCAGAUUUAUCAACUCCUGGACGCGAUGGCUUAUAAUAAACUCAACGUGUUUCACUGGCACAUUGUGGACGAUCAGAGCUUCCCUUAUGUUAGCAUGAAAUUUCCUGAACUGAGCGAACUGGGAGCCUACAAUUCGGUGGAGUUUGUCUAUGCUCCAGACGAUAUUAAGGCAGUGAUCGAGUAUGCAAGACAACGCGGGGUUCGGGUGAUUCCGGAGUUUGAUACUCCUGGCCACACCAGAUCCUGGGGAGUUUCUCAUCCAGAGCUACUCACUCCUUGCGACGACAUCGAGGAGGGCUCCUUUGGCCCGAUGGACCCCACCAAAGACUCCACAUACUCCUUUAUAAAGGAGUUGUUUAGCGAACUGCGAGCUCUCUUCAUCGACCCGUUCAUCCACCUCGGAGGCGACGAGGUGGACUUUGAUUGCUGGGAGUUAGACGCCAGUAUAUCCAGCUUCAUGACUAGGGAGAACAUUCGCAACUACAGCGGGCUGGAAGGCUACUAUAUCCAGAAAGUGAUCGACAUUGCUGAUGAGCUCAACUUCAACUCCAUUGUGUGGGAAGAAGUGUUCAACAAUGGAGUGAAGCUCCCAAAUGAGACAAUUGUUCAUGUCUGGAGGGAUUGGGAAGGGAACUACUGGAACGACACCAUGCGCAGUGUGACGAAAGCGGGAAAAAAGGCUCUUCUUUCGGCCUGCUGGUACUUGGAUCAUCUCAGCACUGGAGGCGAUUGGGAGAAGUUCUACCAGUGCGAACCGACAAAUUUCGGGGGCACUCCCGAACAAGUCAGCCUGCUACUUGGAGGAGAAGCAUGCAUGUGGUCCGAAGUCGUUAACGACUACAACGUAGUUCAGAGGAUUUUCCCCAGAGCGUCCGCUCCUGCGGAGAAAUUGUGGUCUGCUUAUGAUGCUGCUGAGCCUGAUCUAGACGAAGUUGCCAGAAGGCUGGAAGAGCACGUUUGCAGGAUGAAUGCCCGAGGCAUACCGGCGCAGCCCCCAACAGCUGCAGGAUUUUGCCUGUAGAGAACUUUGCCAAUUUCCAUCCAGUUUUGCUCCAGUAUUCAUUAAAAACAAAAAACGUCCAACA